GGAUGCCGGCCUUUUAUUGGUUACUACAUCCGGAGCCCGGCAAAGCGGAACGCCGAGCCGCCAGCGAUCGGCUGGCGAGGACUGGGGCGGGCGUGCAGACCGCGAGGACCGCGUGCGAUUGGCCAGCACCGGGACGGCGUCCCCGGCGCCGGGUCCCGAGUCGCGGUGGGCUAUGGCUUCUGGCGGCUGGCGCUGGCUGCGCGGACUGCGGGCCGUGGGGCAGCCCCUGUUCCAAGGCCGUGCGUUGCUCGUCACCAACACGUUGGGCUGUGGUGUUCUCAUGGCGGUCGGGGACGGCGUGCGCCAAUCCUGGGAGGUCCGCAACCGGCCUGGCCAGAAGUUCGAUCCCCGGCGCUCAGUGGGCUGCAGUAUGGGUCCCUUCCUGCACUACUGGUACCUCUGGCUGGACCACCUGCUCCCAGCGUCUGGCCUCCCUGGCCUCCCAAACGUCCUCAGGAAGGUGCUCAUCGACCAGCUGGUGGCCUCUCCCACGUUAGGCGUCUGGUACUUCUUGGGCCUUGGCUGCCUGGAGGGCCAAUCGCUGGAUGAGAGCUGCCAGGAGCUGCGGGACAAGUUCUGGGAAUUCUACAAGGCCGACUGGUGCGUUUGGCCAGCUGCCCAGCUGGUGAACUUCCUCUUCGUGCCCCCCCAGUUCCGAGUCACCUACAUCAAUGGCCUGACGCUGGGCUGGGACACGUACCUCUCCUACCUGAAGUACCGGGUGAGCUCGGUGGGCGGACCAGAUACCCAGGGGUCUCCUCAGGGGCCACACGUUUGAACCCCAAAUGGCGGUGCAGCUGCGUUCUAGGGUGAGGUCCUCCUAGCCUGUGAUAAUCUACAAACUACAGCAGGUGGGUGGGGAGCUGAACCCCAGCAGGGUGAAGACCCAGCCCCUAUCUGCUGUUUGAUGUGACCUCGGGCAGGACCUGCUGCGUCUGCCCCGCAGGACUGAGCCCAGCCGGAAGACAGAUGGGUGAGGACUCU
Molecule: messenger RNA, 984 nt
Organism: Zalophus californianus (California sea lion)
Lineage: Eukaryota; Metazoa; Chordata; Mammalia; Carnivora; Otariidae
Gene: MPV17L2
Product: MPV17 mitochondrial inner membrane protein like 2
Exons: 4
Coding region: 173-778 (201 amino acids)
Biological process (GO): mitochondrial ribosome assembly
Cellular component (GO): cytoplasm; membrane
Source: RefSeq, a predicted model, not a curated record